AUGGAAAAUAUCAUAGAGUCUGGAAGUCAACCUUCUAAAUCUUCAAUUGAUGGGUCUACAGUGGUGGAAGGCCAAACUGUUGACACAAAUAAUCAACAGAAUGUGCAACCUACUACUGCAGUUCCUGAGAAGAAGAGGAAGAUUGUUGAGUCCAGAUCUCCAGUGUGGGAUCAUUAUGAAAAAAUUAAGGAUAGUGCUGGUGUUACUAUCAAAGGCAAGUGUAUAUAUUGUGCCAAAAUAUAUCAAUGUCAGUCUAAAAAGCAUGGUACUACCUCCUUGAGAAACCACAUGCUUAGCUGUCUGAAAAACCCCCACUCUAAAGACACUAGACAAUCACUGUUAACCUUUCAAGCUAUUACAAAUUCUGAUGCAUCUCCUGCUACUGUUGGUGAGUUAGGAACUUGGGUCUUUAACCAGGAAGCUAUUAGGAUGGCCUUGGUUGAAAUGAUUAUAAUUGAUGAACUGCCUUUUAGAUUUGUGGAGAGUCCAGGGUUUAGGAAGUUCAUUCUGGUGGCUUGUCCUAGGUUUAAGAUUCCAUCUAGAUGGACAAUUAGUAGGGACAUCAAUCUGAUUUAUGAAGAGGAAAUAUUGAAGUUGAAAUGUGUUUUUAGGGGGAACACUCAAAGAGUCAGUAUUACAACUAACACUUGGACUUCUAUUCAGAGAAUUAACUACAUGGUAGUGACUCCCCAUUUUAUAGAUGAAGAGUGGAAGCUUAACAAGAAGAUUAUCUCAUUUGUCCCUAUUACAUCACAUAAGGGUGAGGCUGUAGCAAAAGUCCUUGAAACUUGUUUGCUUGAUUGGGGGAUUAGGAAUGUGUAUAGUAUAACUGUAGACAAUGCUUCAUCUAAUGACACAGCUAUAGGUUUUUUAAAAAAGAAAUUGAUGUCUUGGGGAACAUCUACUGUGAAGGGCAAGUAUAUUCACAUGAGAUGUAUUGCCCAUAUUCUGAACCUUGUUGUCCAAGAUGGCCUGAAACAAUGUGAUUCUUCUGUGAAGAGGGUAAGGGAGGCUGUAAGAUAUGUGAGGAGUUCACCUGUUAGACUUAAGAAAUUUAGGAACUUGGCUGAGUGGAAUGGGAUUGAACAGAAAUCAUCUUUGUGUCUAGAUGUUCCAACCAGAUGGAACUCUACAUAUCUUAUGUUACAAUCUGCAAUUAUUUAUGAGAAAGUGUUUGAGUCACUUGAAGAAAGUGAUACUGCCUACAAAGCAGAUCUGUCUGAUGCUGUUCCUACUUUUCUUGAUUGGGAGUCUUUGAAGAGUUUGGUGGAGAUCUUGAAAUGCUUUAUGAUAUGA
This is a messenger RNA of Ipomoea nil (Japanese morning glory), 1296 nucleotides long. Its product is annotated as zinc finger BED domain-containing protein RICESLEEPER 2-like. Lineage: Eukaryota; Viridiplantae; Streptophyta; Magnoliopsida; Solanales; Convolvulaceae. The record is from RefSeq and is a predicted model, not a curated record. Gene Ontology annotation, molecular function: DNA binding. The transcript has a single exon. The coding region runs from base 1 to 1296 and encodes 431 amino acids.